Messenger RNA from Nezara viridula (southern green stink bug), 392 nucleotides. The record is from the annotation of a GenBank genome assembly. Lineage: Eukaryota; Metazoa; Arthropoda; Insecta; Hemiptera; Pentatomidae.
AUGAUUUCUUUCCAAUCUUCCAGUGAGUUCCUGGGUUUCUUUAGAGCUGUGUGGGUACACACGAUCAUUUUAGCGACUAAAUUUUUCUUCUAUUGUAAAAGUUUUCUCAUCUUUAAACAAAGUCUUUCGAUGAAGACCAUUGGUGUAACGUCCAAGGAGCACUUUGCUUCGAUCCACUCAAAUUUUUUUCAAGAAACUGGUUAGUCUUUGUAACCAUUCUUAGAAAUGCACCCAUCCUAAGGUGUUUAUACUAUGCGAAACAUAGAUCUGACAGAGAUUUCCAUUUCCCGAAAUAUGAUUUGUUGUUUUGGAAUGGAAUUUCUUCUGAUUCGAAUGUCCCAUCUCGAUUCGUUGACUUUAGAGCAGCAUCUGAGUGUUUAAACCUCUCACUU